Dendronephthya gigantea is the source of this 1475-nucleotide messenger RNA. Its product is annotated as proteasomal ubiquitin receptor ADRM1-B-like. NCBI's taxonomy places the organism in Eukaryota, Metazoa, Cnidaria, Anthozoa, Malacalcyonacea, Nephtheidae. The coding region runs from base 33 to 1187 and encodes 384 amino acids. Gene Ontology annotation, molecular function: ubiquitin binding; proteasome binding; endopeptidase activator activity. Gene Ontology annotation, biological process: ubiquitin-dependent protein catabolic process. Gene Ontology annotation, cellular component: cytoplasm; nucleus; proteasome regulatory particle, lid subcomplex. The record is from RefSeq and is a predicted model, not a curated record. The transcript is spliced from 8 exons.
AUUUGUAAGAGAAAAAAUAAAUCUUUGAAAAAAUGGCUUCUACUGGUACGGCUCUUUUUGGUUCAAAUAUCGGCAGUUCUUCGAAGAAUUUAGUUGAAUUUCGCGCAGGAAAGAUGAAACUAAAUGGCACUACAGUCACAGCUGACAAACGUAAAGGUUUGGUGUACGUUUUUCAAGGCGAAGACUCUUUGAUGCAUUUCUGCUGGAAGGAUCGUGGAUCGGGGAAAGUUGAGGAUGAUUUAAUAAUCUUCCCUGAUGACGUGGAAUAUAAAGCCGUAAAGCAGUGUACAACUGGACGAGUUUUCAUUUUGAAAUUCAAAAACUCCUCACGUAAAUUGUUCUUCUGGAUGCAAGAGCCAAAGUCAGACAAAGAUGAAGAUUUGAUGAAGAAAGUGAAUGAUUUUUUGAACAACCCUCCUGCUCCAGGAUCAUCUGGUGGCGGUCUGAGGCACUUAGGUGACCAAUUAAUAGGUGACACAAGUCUUCAGGGUUUGAUCGGCAACAUGGAUCAACAACAGUUGUUACAAUUGCUCGGCAGUAGCCAGGGUAUGUCUGGCCUUAGUCUGGCUGGUUUGACGUCCCGUGGUUCAAGUGCUGGAAGCACGCCUGCAAGCAGACCAAGUGAUAGUGAACCACCUACCACAGCACCCUCUCAGUCAAUUUCUGAUAACCAGUCUUCGGGUGAUCAAAACAAGACGUCAUCCAGUGGUACUGGAGAUAAGGAUACACCGGCAUCAGCCACUCCUGGUCCUGCAGUUCAGCUCAGUGAUCUUCAAAACAUUUUGUCUAACAUGGCUGUUCCAGUUCCUCAGCAAUUACCAGAAGCUGUGGACCUGAAUCUUGUGAUAACUCCAGAAAACCUGGCACCAAUGCUAAGCAAUCCUGAAAUAAGGAACCAGUUAAUACCCUUUUUGCCAGCUGGUGAAGAUCUCCCUCAGGAUGAGUCCCAAUUACUGCAAACUCUGCAGUCACCCCAUUUUCAACAGAGUUUGCAAGCAUUCAGUACUGCACUGCAGUCGGGACAACUUGGACCAAUAAUGAGUCAGUUUCAACUGCCAGAUAGUGCUGUGCAGGCUUUCACCAGAGGAGAUGUGACCGAGGUGGCGCAAGCUCUUCAGGGGAACCCAGAAAAUGAUGAUUCAAAAUCUGAUUCCAAGGAUGAAGAGGAAGACAUGGCCUUGGAUUGAAAUUGACUUCCUUAAUUAAUUAAAAACUCAAUUAUUCUCAUUUUGUUUCUUGCUAUAUGUUUAAGUAUCACAAUUUGUUAAUGAGUUAGUAGGAUAGAAAAAUAUGUCAGAAAUAAAACUCAAUUGAAUCCUGUUUAAAUUUGUUUGAGCUUAAGUCAACAAGGAAGAACUUUAUGUUAUAACAUACAUAGAUCACUUACCCACUUAAAACUUCAAUGGCUAUCAGUAGGAUGUCUAAGUUCUGUCAAGAAAAUCAAACAAUUCAACCAUACAAGGUCAAAAAUUUGA